This is a messenger RNA of Bursaphelenchus okinawaensis, 1260 nucleotides long. The record is from the annotation of a GenBank genome assembly. NCBI's taxonomy places the organism in Eukaryota, Metazoa, Nematoda, Chromadorea, Rhabditida, Aphelenchoididae.
AUGUUGAAUCACAGCCCAAAUGCUCAAGGCUUGGCUUAUUUAGACAAAAAGUCGGACUUUUACUGUGUAAACGCGGAAUACAAGUGUGUGAAUGAAGGCGACGAGAUAUUCGUAUGUUAUGGUGCACAUGAUAAUAUACGGCUGUGGGUGGAGUACGGGUUCAGCAUACCUCACAACAUUUUUAAUCGGGUGGAUGUGCCUAAUGGUGAGGGUUUGGGAUUUUUAUGUUGUUCAAAUAAUUCUGUGCCUCUAAUUCCGAAAAUUUUCUUUGAGAGGGGCACUGAAUUAUUUGAACAAUAUAAUAAAUUUUUUUAAUUUGAAAUAUUUUGAAAUUAAGGAUGCUCAAUUUGAAUUUUGAAAAAAAAUAAUUUUGAAUACAUAUUUCUAGGAGUCUUAUUCGCUUUGGCAGAAACACUUGGCCUAGACGUAUCAGAUGAAAAGAAACGAAUAAUUGAGGAAAUGGCUAUACCAAAGUAAGUAAAAUUCUACUUUUAAAAAUUUUUUUGGUUUUAAUUUAUCAGUUGAUUUACAUAGUAUAUUUCUUAUUCAGUAGACAUUAGGAAUGGGCAGGGCCUGACCCAAAUUUAGGUCAGGACGGACCUAAAAAUUAUGGCCCGGUCCGUUCUUUAUGUCUAUUAUUCAAAAGGCUCUUUUUAUAGGUAACACCAUAAAAAGACAAAAAAUUUUACUGUAGGUUCUUUUUAAAGAACCUACUUUGCCUAAGGGUACAUUAGCAAAACUUACGUUGCCCAACGGCAUUUUAUACAAAAAUGGCAAAAAGUCUUACUGGAGACGAAACUUAUUGAUGAUGUGGAAAAUUUACUGUAUAUAUAACAUUUAUUACUAUAUUAAAACCAAUCUUUCAGCACAAUGUACUUGAGUGACAUAAAGCCAAGUUUUGGGAUUCAGAAGAACAUUGCCAUCUUAUUAAUGGACAAGCUUCAAUUGUAAGUGUAAAAUACGAAUUUUUUUCAGGUUAGGACAUUAUUCUUUGGUCAAAAAUACAAUAACAAAAAUUUAAAAAAUAUUUUUUAAAUUAAAAAAAAAUAUUUAAGAAAAGACGUAAAAACUCUUGUCUAUGGUUCGAUGCAAAAUGAAGAAGCUGAAGACACGAUAUACUUGUUCUUAGAAGCUUUGAAAGGAUUGUUAGAGAAGCGGGUAAAGACUUGUUCAACAGCAUUUUCUCAUUUCUGGACAGAACAAGUCGAGAUUCUGAAUAAUAUCAUCAAGUUACGAGAGGAUUCCUCGGAUGACGAAUAA